GUCCUUAAGACCCUCACGAGGCCCAUCAGCUCUGCCCAGACCAAGCAGGUACUUUGCAGGAUCCGACAUCUUCAGAGUUCGCCUGAUGUUCCAGAUUCGAAGCUCGCGGUUUGUUUCCUGGAGGCCCUGGAUCGGUUUCGCGUCUUCGACUACGUAGUUAUGGACUAUUUCGCCACCGUCGCCAGCGACACUGCCGAGCGCCUGCACAAGCAGGCGACCCAGCUGAAGAUAGUCAACUGGGACCGAUGGGUAAAAAUGCACUCGGUAGGCGGGGCUGCUGCCCUCUUCAAGUAU
Molecule: messenger RNA, 294 nt
Organism: Prorocentrum cordatum
Lineage: Eukaryota; Dinophyceae; Prorocentrales; Prorocentraceae
Source: the annotation of a GenBank genome assembly